Molecule: messenger RNA, 970 nt
Organism: Corticium candelabrum
Lineage: Eukaryota; Metazoa; Porifera; Homoscleromorpha; Homosclerophorida; Plakinidae
Exons: 3
Coding region: 45-848 (267 amino acids)
Biological process (GO): signal transduction
Molecular function (GO): protein binding
Source: RefSeq, a predicted model, not a curated record
CUUGUGCAGCUGCGAAAGGCACACUAGCAUCGAUAAGAUUGGCUAUGUCUACUGAGAGUCAAUGUUCGAGAAAUGAUCUCAAGUCUAAACGAGAUCCCGUUGAAAAAGUGUACUUCGCCUUGUGUCAAGCUGCUCGGCCUGUAACGCUCGAGCAGAUUGCACCUCUGAUCGAACAAAAGUCGACAAGAAACAUCGCGUCACAUUUGGACACCCUCGCAAGCAAGGGAAAGGCAAGGAAAACGCAAGAUAACCCUUCAAUGUGGACUUGCAUGUCUGAACGCAAAUCAGCCGCUAAAAAGAAAUCUGCGUCAGUGACUGAUGUCGAAUUACCAAAGAGUGCCAUCAAUUCUCGACGUUUCAUGGAGGAUCAAGCUGCAAAGAAGUGUAUGACGUCACUAGCUCAACAACCUAGAGCAACCGGAAAACAAGCAAGUUUUCCAACAAGCGGCACUAGCCUCCCCGCAAUAAAAGGGAGUGCUAGCGACGUCGUCAUCGAUGGUUCAACACGAGUGGCAACGUUGCCGUACCAAUUUCUUGAGGCUGCUAGUUUGCUUCAGGUUGGUUCUCCCGCACUUCACCGAGGAUGGGAACGAUUUGCUGGCGAACUCGACUUUGAUAUUGAAAGCAUCUCGGCAUUUAGGCGCCACGAGAGUCCGGUAAAGGCUAUCAUUACAGAAUGGCAGAGCAAGAGCGCGGCCACGUUUGGGAAGUUUCUUGACGUAAUGAAACGCAUGGAUAGACAUGACGUCAUUGUUUCUAUGCAGGCUAAACUUGGCUCACAAAUGAGUCCAAAAUUGCUGAAUCAAAUCAAAUCGUUGGCUAGAAGAAUGCGACCUUGUCACUUCUAGACUUAGUAAUGCUGACGUCUAUACGACGUACAACUCUGCUACAUUUAUAGACCAUGCAAUAUAUAUAUACAUGCCUAGCUAGUCUAUUGUUGCUGUAUCAAGUCAAUUAAUUCUAAACACAA